Orbilia oligospora ATCC 24927 is the source of this 399-nucleotide messenger RNA. RefSeq lists its product as uncharacterized. Gene Ontology annotation, molecular function: RNA binding. Gene Ontology annotation, biological process: spliceosomal snRNP assembly; RNA processing. The transcript has 3 exons. Lineage: Eukaryota; Fungi; Ascomycota; Orbiliomycetes; Orbiliales; Orbiliaceae. Bases 1 to 399 code for a protein of 132 amino acids. Gene Ontology annotation, cellular component: U2 snRNP; precatalytic spliceosome; U12-type spliceosomal complex. The record is from RefSeq and is a predicted model, not a curated record.
AUGAAGUUGGUCAGGUUUCUCAUGAAGUGCGCGAACGAGACAGUUACCGUUGAACUGAAGAAUGGUACCAUCAUUCACGGCACAAUAACUACUGUCACUCCAACAAUGAACACCUCUCUCCGUACGGUGCGCAUGACGGUGCGAAAUCGCGAGCCGCAGACGCUGGAUACCAUCAAUAUCCGAGGAAGCACAAUCCGUUACUUCAUUCUGCCAGAUUCGCUACCGUUGGAUACUCUGUUGAUUGACGACAGUGUCAAGGCAAAGAAUAAGGCGAGAAAGGAAGGCGAUAAGGGUGGAGAUCGUGGUGGUCCUGGUGGUGGUGGUCCUGGUGGAAGGGGAAGAGGAAGAGGACGAGGCAGAGGAGACCGAGGUGGCCGUGGUCGAGGUGGAAGACGUUAA